AUGACCGUGCGAAAAGCAAAGAAGUCCACCACAAAAAAACCUGCAGAGGCCUCUUCUGCUCUUUCAAAGGCGGCAACUCAUGUAGUGAAGGAGGAAACAGAACGGGCCUCACUGUUGGAGUGGCUUGAUAAGAAUGAUCCACUGUAUGAUCGCUCAGGGGCUCCACCUAUUACAAUCAGUGAGUUGCUCUCAUCUAAACUUAUUCACAAAACAUUUAAAAAGGCCGGUAUGGAUGAAAUGCCGUAUGAUUGGUCUAAACUCCGUGGUGUUUUAGAAGCCAGAACCUCCAAGAGUCCUCGCUGGUUUAUGCAACUGCGUGAGGAAGAUCUUCUAGCCGAUGAUGGGUUUGAAGGUGUAACGGUGGAUUGUGUGGUGAUUGCAGAAGCCAGUUUGCCUACACUUGCCCCAGCCCAUUACAUUGUUAAGAUGCAUUUACCAUACAGUGAUUUGGAAGAUAAUGCACCCGAGCGUAUUUUACCAAUUGAAGGACAAAAUAUGUGUUGGCGCCGUGUGGUACGAGAUGAUGGAACAGAUAUUAAUGCCUAUCUCUUACAGAAGAGAGAAUCCGCUUCGGCUGGAAUAUCUUUUGGGUUUGGAACCUCUACAACAACAACAACUACCUCUACUACAGUUGCCCCAACCACUAAUACAAAUACUGCUAAUACAAAUGCUAAUACUAAUACUGCAGGUAAUGGAUUUGGGUUUGGCUUUGGUACUACUACGACCACACCAUCCUCAACAGCGGGUGAGGCAAACACAAUGGCAUUUGGAUUUGGCACCACUGCGCCAUCCUCAACAAAUACCGCUUCCACCACAGCAGCACCUGCCAAUAGUUUUAGUUUUGGCUUUGGAGCCGCCCCAACGACAUCCAGCAGUUCAACUGCAGCAGGGAAUACCAAUUCAUUUGGUUUUGGCACCACUACGCCAGGGACAGUACCUGCCGGAACAACAACAACAACAGCAACAACAACAACUGGUAACUUUAAUUCAACUUCAUCUUCACAGCCAGUGGCAUCACUUAAACCAAGUGAGGUACUUUUUGCGCUUUGGUCAAAGAAACGUCUGGUCGAUAUGGUCAAGUCUUUCAAAUCUGGCAGCCGUAUUGUACGAGAAGAUUUUAAACCAACCCCAACAUCUCAAAGUAUUAAACUGGUCAUGCAAAAUGAUGUUAAGGAUGAUGUUCACAAGACGGUGAAACAGUUAAUUCUUAACAAGAUGUUUGCAAAACAUUGUGAUAAGAUUUUAGCUGUGGAUCGUUGGAUGGAUAACUGUCCUGUAUAUGAAGAACGCCUCUGUACCGCCAUGCAGAAGUUCCGCGCUAAUUAUGUACAAGAAGUUGCGGAGGAUUCCGAGCAGUUUCAGACACUUUAUAAAGAAUGUCAUGAAGCCAUGGAAGCAGAACUGAACCGCAUUGUUGAGAUACGCAAGAAAAUUGUAGAAAAAGAAUUACAGACUAUUGAAGAGAUAACAGAACUAUUGAAGGAGAAGAAGAUUGCUGAGAAAAAUACUUUUCGCCUUUUAAAAUAUUAUGCAGCGAAUGAUAUUAUGCGGUUUCGACCAUUUGGUAAAGUCAGUGGUAUUUCAGAGAUGGGAGAAAGUGCAGAUGUUUGCGAGCCUCCUGCACCUGUAUUGGUAAAUCCUUUCGCAGCAAAAUAA
Trypanosoma theileri is the source of this 1656-nucleotide messenger RNA. RefSeq lists its product as uncharacterized. The transcript has a single exon. NCBI's taxonomy places the organism in Eukaryota, Euglenozoa, Kinetoplastea, Trypanosomatida, Trypanosomatidae. The record is from RefSeq and is a predicted model, not a curated record. The coding region runs from base 1 to 1656 and encodes 551 amino acids.